Messenger RNA from Erigeron canadensis, 483 nucleotides. RefSeq lists its product as uncharacterized. NCBI's taxonomy places the organism in Eukaryota, Viridiplantae, Streptophyta, Magnoliopsida, Asterales, Asteraceae. Bases 1 to 483 code for a protein of 160 amino acids. The record is from RefSeq and is a predicted model, not a curated record. The transcript is spliced from 2 exons.
AUGGGUGAAGCAGCAGAGACGUUUAGAUCGAUGACCAGCGCGAGGUUCUCAUUAGAGAUUCAAGACGGCGAGCAUACGGAUGCUGAUCAGUUGUGGAUACACUUGGCAAAGGGUAUGAGGGAGACGGCAAAGGCGGUACUAGGGGAAACAAGAGGGACAAGUAGCCGGCGGAAAGGGGGUAGGGAAUCUUGGUGGAUCAGUAAAGAGAGCAAGCAAAAUGGGACAAUUGAGGACUGGUCCUUGGCUAGGCAGAGAUACUACGAAGCCAAGAAAGAGGCAAAGAAGAUUGUAGCUAUAGAAAAAGAAAGAGCGCACGAAGAACUGUAUAAGAAAGUAGACUCAAAGGAAGGAAAAAACGAUAUAUUCAGAAUUGCUAAAGCAAGGGAGAGAAAACGUAGAGAUUUAGGAGACGUCAUCUAUAUUAAGGAUGAAAGCGGACGGAGCAUUGUGAAGGUGGAAGACAUUAGGAAAAGAUGGAAAUAG